AUGGCUGCUAUCACGCGAGCCGUAGGUAAUCAGCAACACGUCUUAAAGAGCGUACCCCAAAACGACUUCAAAUACUUCCAAGACACGUCCAGUAACCUCAAAACCUCGCCUUACACCCGUGCAGCAGACGACGCGUUUCCAGAUCACUCCAUGUUCACCUACAAGUACUUCAAGGACCAUUUACUUUCCUUCGCUCAGAAAAAUUGUCUCGCUUCCUCUCAUGAAACGAGUAUUAAGAGACUCCCUACGCCGCCUAUGUCCCGGACGAUUCUGCCAUCGUGGGAAAGACAGAUUGGGAAUUGGAUGUUGGCGAAGUCCAGAGGGUGCAUGCUUUCUAGUCAGAUUGACAAGUCAUCUGACAUCUUCUCCUUUGGGAUUGUCGUAAGUCUCCGUUGUCUGACUUACGGUCUUUUUCCCUCUUGCCAACGUGCUGAAAAAAAAUACAGUGUAUCUACUACGCCCUGGCUUAAACGAGUUAUUUUCGCCGUUGCGGACGAAGAACGCAAGGAGGGGGGCGAGGAUAAGCUUGCUAUAGUUCUCGAGAGGCAAUUAUCUUACUUCUCUGAUCUAGACAGCCCUUGGGCCCAAAUAUUUACUGCCAUCGCAGAGGACUUCAACAAAGAGUUUCCUCAGGAGUUGUUCGCAUCGUGGAAAGAUAUUGAGCGGGAAUUCAAGAACUUAGUCGGGAACACGACGAGGAUUGAUUUGAAGAGGCGGAUCGCAGUCUAUGAUGCUUUGUCACAUCGUUGGUUUGUAGAUGUAGUGUGA
Molecule: messenger RNA, 768 nt
Organism: Bipolaris zeicola 26-R-13
Lineage: Eukaryota; Fungi; Ascomycota; Dothideomycetes; Pleosporales; Pleosporaceae
Exons: 3
Coding region: 1-768 (255 amino acids)
Source: RefSeq, a predicted model, not a curated record